GGGAUAUCUUGGGCCUGCGGAAUUCCUGUCUCCGCCACCUCUCUACCCGCUCAAUUCCCUACUCUUCGCGUCUCUGUCGGUCUGCACCUCCCCUGGUGGGAAAGCGAGUGUCUCGCGAUUCACUAUCGAUGCGUUGAAUCCUAUUGUUCUCGACUUAUCUGUCUCUGGAGAUUCUGUCAACUACAUGACUCUCCGGUAAACGCUAGAGCAGGUGUCAAGGAUGGUCGUUACUUGUCGCGGCCGGUCUAUAUCAGGCUCGUAGCCAUCCAAUAUGUCGCGCUCGUCAGCGGGCUUCGCGGAUUUCUUCCCCACCGCGCCCUCCGUUCUCCAGCAGAAACGGUUCAAAGCCUCCCAGGAACGGCAGCGGGCCAAACCAAAACUUGAUACGGACACAACCGCGAAACCACUAUCCGAUCUGGCGGAUAGCUCCCAUGGAGGGGUUAUGAGCACAUCAACCAACGAGACAAAGGCUGACGGCGAACUGGGAAUACCAGAUCAAGAGUCUAAUGUGACACCUGGUCUUGUCGGCACUGAGCCCGCCUGCUCGACCGGCGGAGGUUCGUCUGGCUCAAGUUCGUCAUUUUCUCAGGCCGGCACAGGAAUUGCCAAUGGGCCCCCGUCCUAUACCCUAACGCCUCUAACAAACGCGGAGUCAUCACCUCCAUGCAAAAUCUCCAGUCCUUCCCAGUCGAAACCAGCAUCUCAAACCGGUUUAGCCGAAGAGGCUCUCCGAAAAGGCACAUCGGCAGACGACAAACGUGCUAUUACCCCUCUUCGCACCCCUCCGACGCCGCAAUCGCAGGCAAGGGUACUUGGAAAUAACGUCAUUAAAGGCUAUAAAGUGGCAUAUGAUCCUGACCUCGAUAGGAAGUCAUCAAAAGAGAAACGCAAGAAGGUUCAGUAUGUGGAUAUCAUUGCUUCAGUCGAUGAGACAGCACCAUCCGACCCGCGCCUUGCAAUUGCAAACUACACUCGAGGCGCCGGCGGCAAGCAAAAAACUAAAUAUCGCCCGGCGCCUUAUGUAUUGCGGCAGUGGCCUUAUGAUGCUGCUACGUCUAUAGGACCGGGGCCGCCAACCCAGAUUGUCGUUACCGGUUUCGACCCACUAACUCCCAUUGCUCCAAUCAAUGCCCUUUUCUCGAGCUUUGGGGAGAUCGCGGAGAUCGACAACCGGACUGAUCCCAUAACGGGAAGAUUCCUCGGGAUCUGUUCCAUCAAAUACAAAGAUGCCAGGAGUUUCCGCGGCGGCGGUCCCGUCCCUGCCGCUGCUGCGGCCAGACGGGCUUAUUACGAAUGUAAACGUGAGCAGCGCAUCGGGACACGGAAGAUCAGAGUCGACUUGGACCGUGAUGGCAUUCUCACCGCUAAGCUGGUUUCUAGAGCUGUCGAAGCUCAGAGGCCGGACGGGAAGGCAGGAGUGCCUUUUGCGGAAGAGAAGAAGAACGAGCAACAAACGAAAAAGAACGAGCCCCCUCCGACUGCGCCGAAAGGCCCCUCUGGAAGAUCCUCUAUGCGACCUGCUAUCGCACCGCCCGAGGGGCCCAGAGCUGCGAUGAAGCCUGCGAUACCGUCUUUGGUCGAGGAAACCCCGAUCUUGAGCCAAAUCAAGCGCGACCCCUAUAUCUUCAUUGCACAUUGCUAUGUUCCUGUUCUAAGUACUACCGUACCUCACUUGAAAAAGAGACUAAAAAUGUUCGAGUGGAAGGCAAUCAGAUGUGACAAAACUGGUUACUAUGUCAUUUUCGAUAACUCUCGGCGCGGGGAGGAGGAAACAGAGCGCUGUUACAAGAUGUGUCAUAUGUCCGCUCUCUUUACAUACGUUAUGAACAUGGAGAGCCAACCGUACGGAAAUCCAAACUACGAACGCAGUCCCAGUCCUGAAAGAGUGGAAGCUGAACGCCGUGAGAAAGCUGAAAAAGAGAGACUGGAGAGGGAGGCGCAACUUGAUAUUGAAGAAGAAAAGAAACAGAGGGCAGCGGAUCUGGAUCCUGCGCGAGAAGUACUACGCGUCGUUCUGUGUGAACUCAAGGACAAGCUGUUGGAAGACGUUAAGUCUCGCAUAGCUGCACCAGCCUUGUACGAUUAUCUCGACCCAGAAAUGCAUGCGGCGAGAAGGCAGAAACUGGGUAUUCCCGAACCUGAAGGCAAUAUGCGACCUGCUUUUCGGAUCAGUAUCAACGGCGACACUCCGUCGGGAACCCCCGAUCCCCAAGCUGAAGUGUCAGCAAGUGGGCGUCGGCCUUUGGGCUCAUCCAACUUAAAUGUCCUUGCGCUUCCCAGAAUACGGAAAGCCAGCGGCUUGGGUCGGGCAAAUAUAGCUUUUGUUGACGAAAGACGCAAGCGGCCGAUUCGCAGGAAGGAAAUCCGACCCCUGUACCAUCGUCUGCAGCAGCUCCACGACGACGAAGAUUCAGACGAGGAACCGAAUACGCCGUUGCUCAGGGAUACAGAAGAACUCGAAAGCAGGCCUCCUAGCCGAAUGAGUCUUGAUUCUUCAGAGUCGGAAAAUGAAGAUCAAGAGACCAAUCGUGAAUCGUCGACAGUCGGAGAUCUCGGAAACGAUGAUCCUAGUCUAUCCGGCUUAGAAGGCAAUGAAACAGUUGAUGGAGAGACUACCACUGAGAAAUUGCAGCCCAAUAUCCGUGAACUGUCACCUUCCUCGCGAAAAAGAAAGCGGCUCAGCAAAGAACUCAAAGCGCGCAAGAGGCAGAAGGAGGAUGAUGACUUGUUUGGUCUCAGUAGCUCUGUCGAAGAGACGGCAGAUGAACUGUCGACAAAACCUCUGGAAUCCGAAGCACCAUUGCCCGCAGAGACGGAAGAUCCAGAAGGCCCUACGGAAGCACAGGCUAAAGUCACAAAGACCAAGGCCAAGAAAAAGUCUAAGAAACAGAUUUCCGAGGAAACAGCAGCGUUGGCGACCGAGGUUCUUGAACCACAGCCCGCGCUCGAGAAACCAGAGGAGGCACCGGAGAAGACAGAGUCGGAUGAUGCAGAGGUUGCGGAGCUUAUAUCUGACGAUAGGGCGGAGAUUAAAUGGGGAGUCUCGAAUGACAUGCCACGUCCGACCGUGGAAGAUGACGAGGAUAUCAUCUUAGAUCUCGAUGGGUGGCAGAAUAUCAUAAAGGAUGAAGAAGAUUUACGCUUCCUCAGAGAAAUCCUGGCGGAUCAGCCAGCUGUCGUGGUCGGGAACCUAGCAGCUUGGGCGUGGAGACAGAAGGAGAUCAAGGCUUUGAAUCGGCCGCAUGAGAAGGGUCCUGUGCAUGAGCAAACGACUAUUAAUGGCUAUUAUGUGCCGAACUGCACUGGCGCCGCUCGUACAGAGGGCAGGAAGAGGAUAUUGGAGUCGGAGAAAUCCAAAUAUCUGCCUCAUCGGAUCAAGGUCCAAAAAGCACGUGAGGAAAGAGAGGCGAAAGCGAAGAAUGAUCCUCAGGCUGCUGCUGCUGAAGCCGCAAGGAUUGCUGCCGCAAAGACGAUCUCCAAAUCCACAUCAAGAUCAACGCGUGUGAACAACCGCCGCCUCAUUGCCGAUAUCAAUGCUCAAAAGCAGGCUCUUCCUACCCAAAGUGGAGAAGGAGAUGUUCUUCGAUUCAAUCAACUGAAGAAGCGGAAGAAACCCGUGCGAUUCGCUCGAUCUGCAAUCCACAACUGGGGUUUGUACGCCGAAGAGAACAUUUCCGCCAACGAUAUGAUUAUCGAGUACGUGGGAGAGAAAGUCAGACAGCAGGUGGCGGACAUGAGAGAACGGAGAUAUCUCAAGAGCGGAAUUGGUAGUAGCUACCUCUUCCGAAUCGACGAGAACACCGUCAUCGAUGCCACGAAACGCGGAGGUAUAGCAAGGUUCAUCAACCACAGCUGCACGCCUAACUGCACUGCAAAGAUCAUUAAAGUCGACGGUAGCAAGCGAAUCGUUAUAUAUGCAUUAAGGGAUAUUGAAAGAGACGAGGAGCUCACUUAUGACUACAAAUUCGAGAGAGAAUGGGAUAGUGACGACAGGAUCCCAUGUCUCUGUGGCUCUUCUGGUUGUAAGGGCUUCCUUAACUAGGAAAAGUGUCGGCGUAUGUGGUCCUUUCAGUGCAGGCACAAGGUGGAAUUGCAUUCCAAGGCGUUUCAAAGUCCGGACAUCUUCUUGCGGUCAGCAUUCAGUCAAUGGAGCAAACACAGACUCGAUUGUACACUGCUUGCAAUUUUGUGUUGUUAGAAUCACAGGGUCUUCUUCAGCAACCCUAGCUGAAGACGUGUACAUUAUAUGAAAGGAAAAAUUUAAUCUUAUGUAGUGAUCUGCUGCGGUGGUCUCAUUUCCAGCCUGGUGUCUGUUGGAUCAUCAAUUGAUGAUCACGACUCCUGUAGGCUACCUUGCAGUGGGUAUAUAAAUAAUACAAAAGCAAUCCUAAUACGCUUUUUUUUAAGCCCAGAUCUCGCUUUCCUUUUCAACGU
Messenger RNA from Paecilomyces variotii, 4434 nucleotides. RefSeq names its product histone-lysine N-methyltransferase, H3 lysine-4 specific. The transcript is spliced from 2 exons. The coding region runs from base 272 to 4042 and encodes 1256 amino acids. Lineage: Eukaryota; Fungi; Ascomycota; Eurotiomycetes; Eurotiales; Thermoascaceae. Gene Ontology annotation, cellular component: Set1C/COMPASS complex. Gene Ontology annotation, molecular function: histone H3K4 methyltransferase activity; protein binding; nucleic acid binding. The record is from RefSeq and is a predicted model, not a curated record.